AUUUUCUUAGUUUGCACGCCACACUAUUCAUAUAAAACUAGUGCUAUUCUUCAACGUCGUCCUCACGUCGAAUCCAUCUCUCUUUUUAAGACUGUAAGCUUCUCAAACUAAUGCAAGCCUCCUCUUUGUGAGUAGUAGAUCUUGACUUUUUUACUCGGACUCUACUUCUCUUUUUCGUGAGUAGUAGACCCUGCUGCUGCAGAAGAUAUUAAUCGAGCACAGACUAAGAGAGAAGGUUCCCUUGCCACCUCCGUUCUCCUUCCUCUUCAAUGGACUCCUCCCGUUCCCACCACCGCUUCAGCAACCUUCUCUGCCUCUUUGUCCUCCUCUUCUCCAACCUCCUCACUUUCCUUCUCUUCUCCUCUUCCUCUUCUUCAUGCCCUCCUUGUCCUUCUUCUACUACUACUACUGUUGCUGCAUGUGCUACGACUGCAGCAUCUGCUUCUUCUUCUGCUUCCUCCAGUAAUGCCGAUGCUUCUCUGCCGGCAGAGUUCGUGGCCUUCACCUCCGCGCAGCCCCUUCCCUUCGGCCACAACCCCAACAUGGACUCCGCGGAGAUCCACCCUCCCGCGGGGCUGGCCUGCCCUCUCUUCCCCGACGAUCUCGCCGCCUUCAUGUCCUACCCCGUCAACGGCUCCUGCCCUGACGACGAGCCCCUGGCCCAGCGCCUCCUCCUCCGAGGCUGCGAGCCCCUCCCACGGCGCCGCUGCCGUCCCGCCGCGCCACCGGACCCCGCCUCGCCCCUCCCCCACCCGGCCGCCCUCUGGUCGCUCCCCCCGGACCGCUCCAUCCACUGGUCCGCCUACUCCUGCAAGUCCUUCCGCUGCCUCGUGGACCGCAAGCGCUCCCCCUCCUUCGACGACUGCAAGGACUGCUUCGACAUCCUCGACGGCAGCCGCGAGCGGCUCCGCUGGGUGGCCCCCUCCGACAACCCCCUCGACUUCUCCAUCGACGAGGUCCUCCAGGCGGCCGACCCCGUCGGCUCAGUGCGCAUCGGCCUCGACAUCGGCGGCGGCUCCGGAACCUUCGCCGUCCGCAUGCGGGAACGCAACGUCACCAUCGUCUCCACCACCAUGAACCUCAACGGGCCCUUCAGCAGCUUCAUGGCCGCCCGCGGGGUGGUGCCGCUCUACCUGAGCGUCUCGCAGCGGCUGCCCUUCUUCGACAACACCCUCGACCUGGUGCACUCCAUGCACGUGCUCAGCAACUGGAUCCCCACCACCCUGCUCCACUUCAUCCUCUUCGACAUCUACCGGGUGCUGCGCCCCGGCGGCCUCUUCUGGCUCGACCACUUCUUCUUCGUGGAGCCUCAGAUGGGCGAGUAUGUGCCCGUCAUCGACCGCGUCGGCUUCAAGAAGCUCCGGUGGGAGGUGGGCAGGAAGCUGGACAGGGGCCUCGAGCUGCGGGAGAUGUACAUCUCCGCCCUGCUGCAGAAGCCACUCAAGAACUCCUGGUAGUCCUUUUCGCUGUUUCUUACCAUUAAUUCUAGACGAAAUACUACUCCUUUUGGCAGCGACCUUUUAUUUUCUGAAGAACUCUGAUGAGUUUUAGUGCUUGAAGACC
Molecule: messenger RNA, 1563 nt
Organism: Musa acuminata subsp. malaccensis (wild Malaysian banana)
Lineage: Eukaryota; Viridiplantae; Streptophyta; Magnoliopsida; Zingiberales; Musaceae
Product: probable methyltransferase At1g29790
Molecular function (GO): S-adenosylmethionine-dependent methyltransferase activity
Source: RefSeq, a predicted model, not a curated record